AUGAAAAAAAUUGUCAAGUUGAUCGACACUAAUGGUGACGGGAUGGUCACAAAAGAUGAACUGAAAAAGUGGAUAUCAGAAGUUGCAGUAAAGGUGAGGGAAAAUGAGGCUAAACAGCAAUGGGCCCAUGUGAAUCGUGAAGAGUCACUAGAAAUCGAUUGGGAGGUUUACUCGCUGAACGCAUUCGGACCAGAAGAAGUAACAGAAACCUUUUUAAACAAAGCCCGAGCAGAGGAUACUGAAAAUAUAAAGCAAUAUCUGAAGGUGAUUAGGAGAGAUAAACGCAGAUGGGAGGCUGCAGAUUUAGACGGAAACGGAAGGCUGAAUCGGGAAGAAUUCUCGGACUUCGUGCGAGCAGAAGACAGGCCACACAUGCUAGAUGCGCUAGUUGAGGAAACUGUGGAAUCAAUGGACAACGAUGGAGACGGCCAGAUAUCACUUGAUGAGUACAUAGCUGACGUGGCGAGGUCGCUUGGUGAACAAAAUGGCAACGAGAGCAAUAAUGACUGGCAAAAGCGAUUCAGGGAAGAGUACACAUCAUACAGGGACAAGAACAAAGACGGGCAUCUUGACAAAGAUGAAAUAAAAGAUUGGAUAUGGCCAAAGGGUUACGACCCAAUCGAAGCAGAGGCGCAGCAUCUUAUGUUUUAUGCGGACUCAGACAAGGAUGAGAAGUUGACGGUAGAGGAAGUAAUUGAUAAGUACGACCUGUUCGUCGGGAGCCAAGCAACGAACUACGGAAGGUCUCUCGAGAAGGAGGAGUUAUGA
This is a messenger RNA of Protopolystoma xenopodis, 768 nucleotides long. NCBI's taxonomy places the organism in Eukaryota, Metazoa, Platyhelminthes, Monogenea, Polystomatidea, Polystomatidae. The record is from the annotation of a GenBank genome assembly.